Pectinophora gossypiella (pink bollworm) is the source of this 2013-nucleotide messenger RNA. RefSeq lists its product as uncharacterized. The record is from RefSeq and is a predicted model, not a curated record. NCBI's taxonomy places the organism in Eukaryota, Metazoa, Arthropoda, Insecta, Lepidoptera, Gelechiidae. The transcript is spliced from 8 exons. Bases 229 to 1293 code for a protein of 354 amino acids.
UGUCCAAUAACGACCACAGAUGGGCGUCACAAUAAUAUCUAAUUGAUUUUCCUUCCUUAUUUCUGGAAUACUGGUAUUGGUAAUUGUCCUGACGUUGUAGUAGUUAUUUCAUAAGUGAAACAAUUUGUUUUAGACGAAUUGAAUUAAAAAAAUAGACGUGUGUUUUCCUAAUAACAAGCAUAAAAUACUAUCCUGAGAAUAUAUUGCUAAGUGCUAUUUUAAAACGUAAUGAAAGCAAGUAUGUUAUAUACUAUUAGGUUGUGUAUGUUUAUAUUUACCUUUUAUUACUCAAGUGGUUGCUGGUCAUCUAAGCCAAAAUCAAAUCCUACUACUGAUCUUACAUCAAAAGUUUACAUCUCUCCACACGGUGAUUACUAUGUGAAAGUAGGCGACAAUUUUUCAAUUACUUGUGAAUGCCCUAACAAGAAAGAAUCCGAUUUGUUAACAUUAAUACAGUGGUCUGAAGGAAUGCGAAAGAUAUUAAUCAACUAUACGAAAAAAAGUUUUAAGCACACAUUACUCAUAAAGCAGACACAUGAUAAUGCAAAACUGUUUUGCGAAGUUGAAUCUUCAACAACAACAGUAAUAUCUGAUACAAGCGUACGAUUUACCAUACCAGGUGAAGUACACAUCUACACUAGUUACAGUAAUGUCAACAACUUAAAAGCAGGUGAUAUAUUACUAAUAACUUGUAACAGCCCUAAUAAGAGAAAGUCGGAACGGCUUAGGUUACGCCAAAAAUCAAGCAGCAGCGAUGCCAUAUUAGGAAGCGAUGAUACAAAUGAAAUUGAAUAUAGAUUAAAUAUUACGAAAGCUGAUAAUAAUUCAAUUAUAUUUUGCGAGUUGGCAAACAAUUCUGUAGCAUUGGUUUCUUCAAGCAACAUAAGUAUAGUCAUAAAAAAUGACAAAAGUAAAAAAUUAGAUACAGAUAAAGUUGACACAUCUGUUUUACCUUUAAACAAAACCGACAUUUCUCAUGAAGACGAUAACGUCAGUGAUAAAAGUGAAUUUAUCAUUUCAAUGUGGUUUAAAGAUCUGUCACCGAAGAAUACUGCAGCCUUGGUACUCGGAGUAAUAGCAAUCUUGUUAGUGAUUGUCGGAUUAAUUUACUCAUGCUUCGUAUGUCGAAAGUCUUCGACAAAUCUAUUGACAAAAGAAGAGGAACCAGAAUAUGCAUCACCAGAAUAUGUAGUUCAGUACGCUCAACUGAAUUUGGCCGCACCCCAAUCAAAUAAACCGGUUCAAAACGAUACUCCAUAUGCGGAAAUAAUUGGAGUCGCAAAAAGAAAAUGACAUCUGUUGAUAAGAAACUUGUUGAAGAAUUAGGAAUUGGUUGAAGUCCAGUUUUUACUGGACUGAUAUUUUUUUGACGUUAUUUUAAACUAAGUGAUAAGACCGAAUGUCCUUUUAAAAUGCAAACCUCAUUGUUUAAUAAUUGUGUAUGGAAAUGUCGGCCUUAGGAUAUUGUAGAUUUGCCGUACUGGCAUUGACAACUUGGCUGGGAUAUCGAAGGACGUAAUAUACGUUCCCGACGACCCUAUUACUCUAGCCAUAGAGGCAGCCAAUCAGCUCGCGACACCAAACACUUCAGGACACCGAUACCGACCCCGCCGGCGUGGUCGACGAUUUCCCUCAAUCAGCGCUUAACGCUAUCGACCCACUAGGGUCGAGUAAUUCUUUCAAAUAUUUUUUCCUCUCAGACAACGCCCUGAGCCGAAGUAAGCGCCAAGUAGUUAAUGCCAUCAGCGGCAAAUCUACAAUAAGUUACGUCGAAAAAAAUGGCUGGGAUAUUACGACACUUCUUGAAAGAUAAAUGAGUUUUGAGCAACACGGCCAGCGGACCGCGCUUAAGUGUAUGAGUUACAUUCUAGAUUUAAGAAUUGCAUUCUGAAAUAGAAAAUGUUGUAUUUGGACCAUGUGUAAGGUAGGCAGUAAUAUGUGCCUAAUAUGUGUAUAGAGAGUAAGGUUGUUUUGUUACUUUGUUAAGAGUAAUAUUUUAAUCUUUAGUAAACG